Maniola jurtina (meadow brown) is the source of this 1680-nucleotide messenger RNA. RefSeq names its product low-affinity glucose transporter HXT4-like. The record is from RefSeq and is a predicted model, not a curated record. Gene Ontology annotation, molecular function: carbohydrate:proton symporter activity. Bases 297 to 1664 code for a protein of 455 amino acids. Gene Ontology annotation, biological process: transmembrane transport; carbohydrate transport. Gene Ontology annotation, cellular component: membrane. The transcript is spliced from 7 exons. NCBI's taxonomy places the organism in Eukaryota, Metazoa, Arthropoda, Insecta, Lepidoptera, Nymphalidae.
AAUCAAAGCAAAAUAAUCGGCUUAAAUUUACAAUAAUUACAGCUCCUUAUUAUCGCUAACUUUCAGCAUCACUCACAAUUAAUUUACCGUCUGAAUUCCAUAACAAACAUUAGAUUACUAUCUUGAUUCUGCGACGCUCGAGUUUAUGCUCUGUUUUGUGACAGUUAAAGUUAAUAUUUCAAUAAUUAUGUGAUCGUUUGUUUGUUUUAGUGCACGUAGGUAUAUACUCGUAAGACAGUGUGGAAACGGCAGUGUCUUUUGCGUGUUGUUUGUUUAUAUGACUCUCCGCUCUAGCAAUGGUGUUUACAAUAACUAAAAAUGUGAAUAUUUCAGAAGAAGAUCGUGGUUGUCUUCUUAAGCAGUAUGCGUUAUCUUUUAUAGUGAGCCUACCAUUCUUCACCAAUGGCGUGGAGAGUCUUAACCUCACAAUUUCAAGCCACGCGGGUCACUUCACCACACCUGAAGAAAUACCUUGGACGCCUAUGGGACUCAUACUUGGAACUAUCGUCAGCGCACUAAUGUACAGUUAUGUUAUUGACAGGUGGGGAAGAAGAUUGGGUAUUUUCGUAGUUGUAUUGUUGCAAGGGGUUUCAUGUAUACCACUUCUGAUACCACCAAAUGACAUAGCCUACAUAAUCCUUCACGUCUUAUCGGGGAUCUCAACCGCUGGUCUUUUCAUAUGCAUACCAGUUUACAUACGAGAGACAUGUGAUGUUAAGUGUCGUGGAGCCAUGAUGUCUAUAAUGGUGUUGAUGACCACAGCAGGGUAUCUGAUGAGGCUGGCGCUUGAUGCUGAUAGUAGACUGUAUUUGAUAGCUGGUGUGGUUUUUGUGCAGUUUGUUUCCUUAUUCAUGAUGGUAGAGUCUCCAGCUUAUUUGGUCAAGGUUGGGAAGAUUCAAGCGGCACAAACAAGUAUGGGCAAGUUAAAAUGUCUAUCUGAAAACGAUACCUACAUCGUUAGCCAAAUAACACUUCUGAAGGAGGAAAGUGAACAUGCCAAGCCAAAUGGAGUCUUACGCUGGUAUAAGAUAUUUAAAAAUCAAAUUUGGCGUGGCGAGAUAAAAAUAGGUAUUAUGCUUUUCACAACAAUAAUUCUUAGUGGAUGCAUUAUAUUCCUUGAUCAAGACAAGGUUUUGAUUCAGCUGAAGACCUCUACCGACCUUGAAAACAUAUUGGUGCCUAUUUGUUUGUUUAUGGGGGCGCUAGUUUGCGUAAUUCUAGUAAGGAUAUUUGAGAGAAAAUAUCUUCUAACAUUUGCCUUAUCAGUAAUGGUGUUAGCGAUGGGCACCCUAGCGGUGUUCACGCAAGCUGAUCUGACUGUGACAUCAUUGAGAUGGUUGCCAGUUGCUGCAUUGGGAGUGCUCGUAUUUGGAUAUGGAGUUGCAUGGGGCCUACCUAUCAUAAUUAUGGUAGAGAUGCUGAAUUUAGAGAUCCGGACCACAGUUUUAGCAAUGGUGUACACAUACUCUCAAAUCUUAAGGCUCGCUCACGUAUACACGUUCAAAUACAUAGAAGAUUACGUGGGCAUUUACACGUUGCUAUAUAUUUUCGCCUGCAUCAACUUAUUUGGAGCAGUGUACACAAUUUCCAAUGUACCAGAUAUAAAGGAUAAAAGCGUGAGACAAAUAGAAAGACAGCUGAAGAAGAUUCCUAUUAUAAAAUAAAUUGAAUUAACAUUUA